AUGGCAGCUCAAAAGCAGCAUAUGCCCUCCUUUGUAAGCAUUCUUUGUGUUGGCUCUUUUGUGUUUUACUGUGCCGGGUUUUUGAGAGUUGAACUGGAGUUACAUGAGCAGAAGAAGAGGAUUAACGCUCUUGAAAACAACGCAGCGUCAAAGCUGCAGCCAUCAAUGGAACCAAACCCUGUGAAGACGCAGCAUUCGCUUUCUGGUAAGUUGUUCCGUUUUCGGGAUUUUAUGUUUAACGUAAGGCAAAAAAGUACACAGAUCUAGGAUUAUCAUGUAAGGGUUGUAAUGUGAAUGCUUUAUGUUCAAGUUAAGUAAAAACUGCUACCUCGAUUUCCCAUCUUUUAGUUAGUCGAAGUUUUUGCCUUUUUAAGAGCUAUCAGUACUAGUUCAAAACAUCGUCGAACGUACCUAGGCAUUAACCGGCACCAACUUUGCUUUCAGAUCGCCAAUUCUUAAGAUGAGUUAAAAACCCUUAGUGCUCACUGCGCUGACUCGUCCCCAGUCGUCUCCAAGUUAUCUUUACUCAUUUUAAAGCUGGCCGUUCGUGCCCAUUCCCUCUGGACAGGCCUGUGUCCAGAAAAGCUGGUAAAACUGAAAAAAACUAAAACUAAAACUUCCCUAGUAAAUAAUUAGUUUUAGUUUUAUUUAGUUUUACCAGCUUUUCUGGACACAGGCCUACCCAGAGGGAAUAAGUGCGAAUGGCCAUCUUGAAAGUCAGAUUUUUCCCAGCUCCGGUUACAGCAGAUCCAAAAUAAUAAGCUUUAAACUUCAGUGGCAAUUUAAUCUGUUUAAUUUUUUUGUAUUGCAAAUCAACGGCCUUUGGUUAUUGAACACGGAUUGAAUAUUCAAUUUGAAUAACAAGACUUCCUUGCAUGACUGCAUACCCGCAUUACUUGUGUCACGCAUUACUGUUUCAAUGUAUCUUUGCCGGCGAGUAUAAUACGCCCGUCUCUCAUCGCUUCUUACCAUUCGCAGGCUAAUUGUAUCUAAGCAACUGCGAAUAAAAUCGUUAAAUUAAACAAUUAUAUGAGCCUUGUUUACUCUGUCGUUCAAUCCAGUUUUCAUGGUCUUCAUGAUCCGCAGUGAUAUCUUUUGUUAACACUAACUGAACGGCAUUCAUCAUUCAUAUCAAGGUGGUUUUGCUCGCAUUUCCUAGCCAACGGCUACAGCUAGAUUAACUAAUUGCCUCUAUUCCGGUCCGUUAAAUAACACAGAUUUCUCGUAUCAUUGAGUAUCUACAUAGACGUCUUUGCAGCUUUGUGCAUGUGUUGUUGUGAAGUUUCUUUUUUCUUUUUGUUUGUUUGUUUUUUUUUUUACGGUGGAGCCACCGUAGUUUUUACAGAAGGAUGAGGUACUUCGCAUCAAAGGUAUAUGUAAAGCAGGUCUCAUAAUGAGCUUCGGGUUUUCUCACAGCAUAACACGAUUUUGUCAAACUCAAGAACUUAACCUUUGCAACUACUCCUUGUUAUUUUGUAACUACCUUUUAUUGGGCCGGAGUUUUCAGUGUUAUUGACGGACCCGAACAAGAGGAUUCGGUGAACUUUAGUUCCAUGAACUGAAAUAAGUCUUAAGUUGCCAACUAAGGAAUCGAAUCUUUUAAAAAAUCUUAACGUAGAACCCCAGAAAAGGUUGAUUUUCAAAAGUAGUCUAUUAUAUUUGAAAUGUCAUCAUAAGCAACAAAUUUAAUUAACUAACUAAUUAAUGGUAUCAUAGAGACAUCAUUUAAUUAAGCUGAUUCCAAUUGCGGAGCUGUUAUCACUCGUUUUAGGCACCGUCUACUGAUAAUUAGUUAUCACAGUUAGAUAUUUGGUGGAGAAACAUUAAUUAAUUCAUUUCUAGCCCGCCCCUUAAUGAUGUCAAGGAAGAUAUUUGAUAGUAUUCAUCUACUCAAGGCUUAGUUGCGUGUAUACGCGUUCUUUGAGCUUUGAAUUUAUGUUUCGCGGUUCUUUCACUUAAAUCAUUUGUCUGAUUAUUUACCCCGUAACGCCGUCAAUCGUCAUACUGGUAGUAACCAGCUCCCACUCGAUGAAUUGUAAAGUUUAUACUGUACAGUCUUCUUUUUACUAUGAGGCUUGCACAUGACAAUAAAUGCUGUUUCUCUUCUUUUUAGAGCUUGAGUCCCUUGAGCUGCACAGAAACAAACGUCAGGUUGAUAAAGUGAAUGCGACGCUUAAAAUAAACAAACUUAUGUCAGAGUUAAAACCGCACAUCUGUCAGUCAAAGGUUGUCAUGUGUUCACCAGGCCCUCCAGGUCCACCCGGACCGAGAGGAGAGAAAGGAACCCGGGGACGAAGAGGACAGAGAGGGAAACAAGGAAACAAAGGAGAUCAAGGGAUUAUGGGAUCACCAGGAAAAAGUGGCAAGCAAGGCAUCAUGGGACCUAUUGGACCAUCCGGCGUAACAGGUCCGAAAGGACAAAAAGGAGACAUUGGGCCUGCAGGCAUGCCGGGAUCUAAAGGAGAGCCUGGUGAAUCAAUUUCAGCACCUUCUGUUGCUGUUUCUCCCGCAAGGUUGACUAUAAACGAAACUGGAUCAGCCACGUUUAAGUGUUCAGUUAUUGGUAAUCCUAAACCUGCAGUAGUUUGGAGUAAAUUGAACAGUCAAACAAAUAUUAGCCAGUCAUUGGUUUCAGGAGACACUUUGCGUUUACAGAACUCGAAAGGAAGUGAUGCGGGUGUGUAUAAAUGUUCAGCGAUAAACAUUUUGGGGCAGGCGCACACAGUUAGUCACCUUAUAGUGAAUGGUGAGUUGUUAUUUUUUUAUGCAUUUUUUAUCGACUAUUAUCUUAUUGCAAGGAUUUACUUUGCGUACCAUACAAGAUGAACGAUGAAGAAAGCUAUUACGUAGCAACCCUACAAAAAGGACUUGCAGAAAUUAUUUUUCAUUCAACUAACGAAAAAAAGCUCAGAAUUAAAUUUUGUUUUGCAGACCCUCUAAAUAUAAGUAUCGUAGGUCAAUACUUUUUUUUUUUUGCAAAUCAAGUGUAUCAUGACAGUAUAAUUUCUCGCUUGUUGCGCUACCUUAGGAGGUGCUUGCUCCUUUUUUCUAACUUGCUCUGAGGUCGAAAUUAACCCAACCUUAGAAAGUUCGUCUGCAAGUUCGUUUGCUCAUUAAAAUCUUAAAAGCUCACAGUUUAUUAAUGUUGUUGAUGAGUUCGAAAUCUUAAAUCAUAUUGAAAGAAGCCUUUUAAAAAUAUUUGCCCUUAGUAAGACGUGGUUAAGUUCCUCUAUCCCAAGUGAUUUGUUUUACAUUCCUGGUUCAGCUUUACCAAAAUUUGGUUUCGGACUUGUCUUUAGGGCCUGUUUACAUGGAGGUGGGGGACCCCAACCUAUCAUAAACGUGACCAAAUUAAAAUGAGAGAUUAUGUGGACAGGCGGGUUAGGCCCCACCGUAAGCGGGUUUCCUCACCUACCUAGGUCAGCCACCUCCAUGUAAACAGGCCCUUAGGGUGAUUCUUACAGCACACCCACUUAGGCUUAAUUUGCUGAGAAUUAUUGAGUACCAAGUUGACAGGACUACUUUAAGAAAACUUUACAAAUAUUUGAUGCGAAAACGCUCCGUUUCUUUGUCAACUUGCUGUUUGGUAGUACGUUCUGCAACACGGUUUUUAUCUUAGCGAAUGCAGAAAUGACUGACCAUUGCUCCAGCAGCUGCAAUUAUUAGUCACGCAAAACCACUUAACGCCAUUUACGUGGAGGUUAUAGUUUUAUCCUGUCGCGCAUUUAUAAUGUAUAUUUUCAGUAUUUAGUAACGUCAUAUUCAAACCCAUGGUCCAAUCGGGCUCUGCAUUGCACGGCGAAGUUUUUUUAUCCUUCCUAAUUUAUGUUUUAUUACUUUUUGCAAGUUUGAAAUAAACUGUUUCCUUUCUAUAAGGGAAGAAUAUUUGUCCAAAAACCAAUUUAACCUUUUUUAGGGGUAGUAAAACACAUCUCUUUUCCGUUUACAGUUCUCGAUGAGAGACGUGCGUAUUAUACUCGCCGGCAAAGAUACAUUGAAACAGUAAUGCGUGACACAAGUAAUGCGGGUAUGCAGUCAUGCACGAAGUCUUGUUAUUCAAUUGAAUAUUCAAUCCGUGUUCAAUAACCAAAGGCCGUUGAUUUGCAAUACAAAAAAAUUAAACAGAUUAAAUUGCCACUGAAGUUUAAAGCUUAUUAUUUUGGAUCUGCUCUAACCGGAGCUGGGAAAAGUCUGACUUUCAAGAUGGCCGUUCGCACUUAUUCCCUCUGGGCAGGCCUGUGUCCAGAAAAGCUGGUAAAACUAAAUAAAACUAAAACUAAUUAUUUACUAGGAAAGUUUUAGUUUUAGUUUUUUUUUCAGUUUUACCAGCUUUUCUGGACACAGGCCUGCCCAGAGGGAAUGGGCACGAACGGCCAGCUUUAAAAUGAGUAAAGAUAACUUGGAGACGACUGGGGACGAGUCAGCGCAGUGAGCACUGAGGAUUUUUGACUCUUCUUAAGAAUUGGCGAUCUGAAAGCAAAGUUGGUGCCGGUUAAUGCCUAGGUACGUUCGACGAUGUUUUGAACUGAUAGCUCUUGAAAAGGCAAAAACUUCGACUGACUAAAAGAUGGGAAAUCGAGGUUGCAGUUUUACUUAACUUGAACAUAAAGCAUUCACAUUACAACCGUUACGUGAUAAUCCUAGAUCUGUGUACUUUUUUGCCUUACGUUAAACAUAAAAUUCCGAAAAGGGAACAACUUACUAGAAAGCGAAUGCUGCGUCUUCACAGGGUUUGGUUCCAUUGAUGGCUGCAGCUUUGACGCUGCGUUGUUUUCAAGAGCGUUAAUCCUUUUCUUCUGCUCAUGUAACUCCAGUUCAACUCUCAAAAACCCGGCACAGUAAAACACAAAAGAGCCAACACAAACAAUGCUUACAAAGGCGGGCAUACGCUGCUUUUGAGCAGCCAUGUUCGUCUACUUCGAUGGUAAAGACGGCUGUCUUUCGCUGCGUCACAAUAGGUCGUUAUCUUGUUAUAUACUGCCGAGGCCACGUAUUUGGGUAAUUUGCCAAGAGAUGUUUUUAUUUAUAAUCAUUUUUGUCAUUAUGCAAGUCAAAGAUCAAGAUCUAAGCUCCUCUCGCAUCAUGUUCAUUCGCGUCGCAGACGGAAAAUUGUUUCCCUGAGGUAGGGGACACUUUAUUCCCCAGCCAAUACGACAACGACACAGUCACGGGGGCACGGCGCGAUAGAACUUUAUUUCCAAAAAUCAACAAGAAAUAAAGGUAAAGAUAGAAACAGUAAGCAAAAUUCUUCUCCCUGCCACCUCACUAGAAGUCCUGAUAGAGACGGGUGCAAGGGGGGGAGGAGAGGUCGGGGGGUAAAAUAUCUACAUGAAUACCACAAACUGUACUUCUAUCUGAACUUAACUGCAGAAAAAACAGAACUAAAUGAAACCUAAUGCUAUGACAAAUAAAUGAAAUUACAAACAAGACUUUGAUCUAUAAGGGAAGAAUAUUUGUCCAAAAACCAAUUUAACCUUUUUUAGGGGUAGUAAAACACAUCUCUUUUCCGUUUACAGUUCGCCCUUCCGUAUCUCUCGAUCCAGGACCUCAUUAUUUCGUUGAAGGAAGUAACGCUAUUCUUCCUGUAUGUCACGUGACUGGACAUCCCACACCAGUGGUCACGUGGAGCAGAUCAUUUGGUCAGCUACCGCAGGGGAGGGUACAGAGUAACAACAGUGUCAUCAAAGUUGUUAAUGUCCGUAAAGUUGAUUCUGAUAAUUACCUCUGCACGGCGACUAAUCCGUUGGGAAGUGUCGUAAGAAGAACUCACUUAGUUGUGGUCUCCCUCCCUCGGUUCACUGUUAAACCUCGCGAGAAAGUUGUCGCUUUUCCUGGUCUUGUUAUGACGUUGAACUGCAGCGCUACUGGUGAUCCUCAGCCCGUCAUAAGUUGGAAAAAACAAGGAUCCCAGCUGCCGGGUGCAAGAAGCCAGCAAAUCAAUGGCGCGUUAGUGAUAAGAGGUAUUCGAAACGAGGAUGCAGGAAAUUACAUUUGUGUUGCAACAAGUGCAGGAGUAUUCAGUGUAGAAACUGGGACCUACAUUGACGUU
Messenger RNA from Porites evermanni, 6049 nucleotides. The record is from the annotation of a GenBank genome assembly. Lineage: Eukaryota; Metazoa; Cnidaria; Anthozoa; Scleractinia; Poritidae.